Naegleria gruberi is the source of this 2444-nucleotide messenger RNA. RefSeq names its product heat shock protein 90. NCBI's taxonomy places the organism in Eukaryota, Heterolobosea, Eutetramitea, Acrasida, Naegleriidae. Gene Ontology annotation, biological process: protein folding. The transcript has a single exon. Bases 24 to 2444 code for a protein of 806 amino acids. Gene Ontology annotation, molecular function: ATP binding; ATP hydrolysis activity; ATP-dependent protein folding chaperone. The record is from RefSeq and is a predicted model, not a curated record.
GAAACAACAAAAAACGAACGAGAAUGAGAAAACAUUCCGUGCUUUGUUUAACCCUAGUCUUGUUAUUGUUGGGUACAUUGUCUUUCCAACUCUUCCUGAUGGGAGGAGUUCGUGCUGAAACAUCAUCAACAGAACCUACCGUAGAAAAUACAAACACUGCUGGAUCAACCUCCACAGUUACCGAUGAAUUGGAACAAAUUUUGAACGCUCAAUCCACACAACAAGAACAACAUCAAUUCCAAGCUGAAAUUAAUCAAUUGCUUGGUAUUCUUAUUAACUCACUCUACUCUAACAAGGAUAUCUUCUUGAGAGAAUUAAUUUCUAAUGCCUCCGAUGCUCUUAACAAGAUUAGAUUCUUGAGUUUGACUGAUAGUAGUGCUUUGAAUGCCUAUCCAGAACUUGAAAUUAGAGUUUGGGCUGAUACCACUAACAAUAUUUUGAAGAUUAGAGAUUCUGGUAUUGGUAUGACCAAGCAAGAUUUGAUUAAUAACUUGGGUACCAUUGCCAAGUCAGGAACCAAGGCUUUUAUUGAAAAGAUCCAAAAGGAAGCUCAAACUUCUGAUUCUGCCUUGAUUGGUCAAUUCGGUGUUGGUUUCUACUCUGUCUUUUUGGUUGCUUCAAAGGUUGUUGUCACCACUAAAAACAAUGAUGACAAGCAAUUGAUCUGGACUAGUACUGCUGAUAACACUUUCACUAUUAUUGAAGAUCCAAGAGGUGAUACUUUGAAGAGAGGUAGUGAAAUUACCAUCUACUUGAAGGAUGAUGCUAAGGAUUACACUAGUGCCACCAAAUUGAAGGAAUUGAUCAAGAAGUACAGCUCAUUCAUCCACUUCCCAAUUUACUUGCACGAAGUUAGAACUGAAACUGAAGAAGUUCCAAUUGAAGAAGAAGAAACAACAACUACUACUGAAACUACUACUGAAGAAACCACUACUCCAGAAACCACUGAAGAAGUUAAGGUUGAAGAAGAAAAGAAGACUGAAGAAACUCCAGCUGCUCCAAAGACCAAGAAGGUUGAAAAGACUGUUGAAGAAUGGAAUAUUAUGAAUGAAAAUAAGCCACUCUGGUUGAGAUCACCAUCUAACAUUACCGAAGAAGAAUAUAUUCAAUUCUAUAGAGCAAUGACUGCUGCUACUGAAGAUCCAAUGAUGUGGGAUUUGUUCUCUGCUGAAGGUCAAGUUGAAUUCAAGUCACUCUUGUAUGUUCCAGCUAAGGCUCCAUACAACAUGUUUGAUUUCACUCAAAAGACUAACAAUAUCAAGUUGUACGUCAAGAGAGUUUUCAUUACUGAUCAAGGUGAAGAUUUAUUGCCAAGAUAUUUGAAUUUCAUUAAGGGUUUGGUUGAUUCUGAAGAUUUACCACUCAAUGUUUCCAGAGAAACUCUUCAACAUAGCAAGUUGUUGGCCAUGAUCAAGAAGAAGUUGUUGGCUAAGGCUAUUCAAAUCUUGCACGAAUUGUCUGAACAAGAUAAGGCUGAAAGAAAGGAAAGAGAAGAAAAGAAGGAAGAAUCUAAGGAAGGUGAAGAAAAGAAGGAAGAAGUCAAGUUGACCAAGUAUGAAAAGUUCUGGAAGGAAUUCGGAAAGAACAUCAAGUUAGGUGUUAUUGAAGAUGAAAAGCAACGUAAAAAGCUUGUCUCCAUGUUGCGUUUCACUACUUCAAAGACCAAUGAAUCAAUUAGUUUGGACGAAUAUGUUGCUAGAAAGAAGGAAAAGCAAGAACAAAUUUACUUUAUUUCUGGUAUGGAUAUGAAGGAAGUUGAAUCCUCUCCACACAUGGAAGAAUUCAAGACUAGAGAUUUGGAAGUUAUUUACAUGAUUGAUCCAUUGGAUGAAUACAUGACUCAACAAGUUACUGAAUAUCAAGGCAUGAAGAUUCAAAGUAUUGCUAAGGAAGAUGUCAAGUUCCCAGAUGAAGAUCUCGAAAAGAAGAAGAAGGAUUUGGAAUCCUUGACUAAGGAAUUUGAAACUUUGACUUCUAUUGCUCAAAUGCUCUUGAAGGAAAAGGUUUCAAAGGUUACCAUUUCUAAUAGACUCUCCUCUGCACCAGCCGUUUUGGUUUCUUCCUCAUUCGGUGUCUCUGCUAACAUGGCCAGAAUUAUGAAGGCUCAAGCUUUGGGACAAGAACAAGGUGGUAUGGAUUGGAUGAUGAAGUUGAGAACCUUGGAACUCAAUGCUAAUCACCCAAUCAUUCAAAACAUGAAUGAUCUCUUGAAGAAUAAUGUUAACGAUGACUCAUUGACUAACUCUAUUAACCUUGUCUAUGACACUGCUUCUCUCUUGUCUGGUUAUGACAUUGAAGAAAAGAACAAGUUUGCUACUCGUAUUAUUGCUAGUGUAAAUUCCCAACUUGCCUAUAAGAAUAAUCUUGCCAAGGAAAAUAAGAAGGUUGAAGAAGUUAAGACUGAAGAAGUCAAGCCUGAACCAGUUGAAAAGGAUGAACUUUAA